Molecule: messenger RNA, 2919 nt
Organism: Nematostella vectensis (starlet sea anemone)
Lineage: Eukaryota; Metazoa; Cnidaria; Anthozoa; Actiniaria; Edwardsiidae
Exons: 14
Coding region: 630-2660 (676 amino acids)
Source: RefSeq, a predicted model, not a curated record
ACCCGACAAAAGUACCGCUUGCAUGGUGUAAAACUUAUUUUUCUAGCUCACAAUCACAUCCUCACAUUACAACAUGGGUCUACUUAUUAAGUGCACAAAUUUCUGUUCUCAAUCGGUUCUGAGGCUGGUAUUUCCCGAAAAAUUAAAUAAGCGCUCCGGGCGCUUAGCAUGUCUCAGAACUAUUGGAACUCUUAUAUUCAAACUCAACAUCGUUAGAGAGAAUACACAAUGUCCAUGAAAUUAUUUAUUAGCCAUUUAGGCAGAAAGGCAAAUACAAAGGAAACAAUGCCUGGUUAUAGCACUAACCUUUUUUUUUUUUCGAGCAAAUCAAACCAGAUGUAUACUUCGACACAGUUAUUAUUUAAUUAAUAUCUUACUGUGUUUAUAUCAUAUCUCUCAGGAAUAACUUACAUAAUUAGCUCUAGAUUUGUAUACUUCCGUAAAACAUGCGGAACUUGACACAAAAAAAAGCGGGAAAAGCGCGCGCUAAUUUGACUGAAUCAUCAACUUGAAAGCGAGGCUGGAGAUGUCAUAAACGUCUCUAUGGUAACUGCAAGUUCUUUUCUCGCCUCAAAGUAUUUCUCCUCGCUGCAAAGUUUGUUUAGCGACCCAGAACAGAGGAAUACAAUAUGUUGAAACUAGCAGAUGUGGCUGUACAUGUGCAUACUCAGCAACAACUACCAGCCGAGAUAGUUAAGCAACUCCGGCAAAAUUUCAAACAACCAAAGCGUAAAGUUCACAGAGAGAACAAAGUUCAGAUUCGCACGGAUCGAUACUACAAGCCACUAAAAGGCCCAAAUCACUGGAAAACAAAAUACAGCAGGCAUGUAGGACAGAUGAAGUGUGGAUUUUACACGCCGGCUCAUGUUCCUUAUGAAACGGUGGGAGACGUAGGACUUGAUGUGAAGGAGCUGGUGUUUAAGACACUUAACACAGAAGAGAGGAAAAUUGCUUUGAAAAAGCAAUGGAAUAAGACAGCGACACGGAAAGAAGUCACGAUAGAGGAAGUGCCGAAAUCUCAAGAAGUGAAAUCCGGAAAAAAGACCAAGGAACCCCACCCUGUCCUAAGUACAGGGGGUAUGGGGGAGAUACGGGACAAGUUGGAGGUGAACAAGAAGCGAAUGACAGUGCUGCAAGCAGGCUUGCCUUAUAAGGAAUGCAGGAGGCAGGAGGCAGAGGCUAAGGCGAUGGAGCUACUGCGAGAACAGAUGAACCAGCCAGAGCAGUGCAUCUCACCCACUCGACUGAGACAGAUCUUGUCCAAGAUGAGAGUCAGCGAACGCUCAGACAGCCAGUGUGAAGAGGGUGAGGUUGCCAUGGAUACCAUACCCCAGGAAGUGUCCCAUGAGGACAUGCUCAACCAAAGGGGAAUACGAGAGCGCAAUGUGAGGAACUUUAGUACCAAGCUCAACUGUCUUCACACGCUGCUGUGCUAUCUCUACCAGCUUCGCAGUAGGGACCUACGCACAAAGAAUCCUCUGUCUAAAGAUUUCCUGAAGAACCUCAAACACACGGUUCCGCUUGAUCAACGGGGGCGCAUAAUCCGCAACCAGCGGUUAUUAACUUGCAAUCCAUCUAACUCGAGAGGGGGGUACCCGCAUAGAUCCUCAACAGAUGCCCUUGAGUCCCGGAUGGACGGUGAUCACCAUCCCUCCCCCCACAAUCGCCCAAGUGACUUUCACGAGUCAGUGUCAUACUUGUUCCGAGGGGGGACGGGUGGGGAGGGCAGUCGUACUGAUUCCCGCACGACUUUCUUUGCGAGAAAAUUGGCAAAAUUGGAAGACAAAAACGCACACAGAUUAAAAGAGAGCCCACCUGCCAAGGCGCCGGAAAUGACGUGGGACGAUCUGUUAGAGGGCCGGUCGGCAUAUCCGCCCAAUCUCAUGGCUGGUGCCCAGGACAGCUCGACCCGAGGUGGCGCAGGCGGUAGCAGUUUCGCUCAGUCUGUACGACACAUUUUCCGACGAAGGCGUACUGGUAUUCUUCACCAUCUUCCUCAGAACAUUUUAGCAUCUUCGCAACCCGCUGACCAGAACAUGACUUUAUGGCAACAAGUCGCCGCUAAUGAGAAAAACUCUAAGGAAUUCAAAUCAACUGGCGUUACUCGUAUGAACCAGAUGAGAAGAAGGAAGAGUAGACAUAACUCUCGGGUGCGGUCCAUCAAGGAUAUUGUAGGAAAAGACUUCGACAACAUUCGCACGAAGGCAGCAGGAAACGUGAUAGACAAACUCAGACAGAUAGAAAGCCAGGAAGAUAACAUCUUUGAGCACAAGUUUCGUGCUCUCAAGCCUUUGCACCUUUUCGAGGUGGAUGUGACCUCCGUGCGUCAGGUCGGGAUCAAAGUGAACAAGGACUACACGGACGACAACCUCAAGCCAGCGGAAUGGUACAACAGGCUUUUGAAAGAAGCCGAAAUCUUUGGUCUGAAAGACGAGCAGGAGGUCAACCUGCUGAACCGGUUUUACCCGUUUGCAAUCGAUGACAUACAGAACCUUCCUUUUGUCAAGGCCAAACUUUGUCUGUUGAUCCAGUCCCUACCUAUCUACGAGCUGUGCACCGUACAUAUGCAAGAAGCAAUACAGUACUUGAUGCUAGGUGUCCUCGACUGUAAUUGUCAUUAUAAUAUUCUGAACAUUGUUCUUAUCUUGGGCAGUACUUGAUGCUAGGUGUCCUCGACUGUAAUUGUCAUUAUAAUAUUCUGAACAUUGUUCUUAUCUUGGGCAGUACUUGAUGCUAGGUGUCCUCGACUGUAAUUGUCAUUAUAAUAUUCUGAACAUUGUUCUUAUCUUGGGCAGUACUUGAUUCUAGGUGUCCUCGACUGUAAUUGUCAUUAUAAUAUUCUGAACAUUGUUCUUAUCUUGGGCAGUACUUGAUUCUAGGUGUCCUCGACUGUAAUUGUCAUUAUAAUAUUCUGAACAU